AUGCACUGGUUCCUGAAUGACCUCACCUCACGAUUCCAGGCACUGUAUGAACUAAAUACUCUAAUGCCCAUGGAUAAGAUCCGGAGUGCUCUGGCGUGUGUGUGCGCCGUUGGGUGGCUUGAGAGCGGAGUCUCCCUCGGUGGCGCUGGGACGCUGUGGGUGGUCUCUCCGAGGCGCCUGUGUGUGUGGAUGCGGGAGAGGCACGAUAUUUUUUUGGGAGUUGGAAGGAUGAGUUUGGCCCGUGUUCAGCAGAUCAAGGCUUUUGCCUCCUACAAGAAAGAAGCCAAGGCCAUGGCAGCAGAGGGAAUGCUGGAGAGCUUAGAGAUGCAGAACCCACCGUUGCAGCUGUAUGAGAGCCUGCUCUGUGUAACCCAGGUCUCGGCCUCUGACCCUCACUGA
Molecule: messenger RNA, 399 nt
Organism: Knipowitschia caucasica
Lineage: Eukaryota; Metazoa; Chordata; Actinopteri; Gobiiformes; Gobiidae
Source: the annotation of a GenBank genome assembly